Molecule: messenger RNA, 738 nt
Organism: Dibothriocephalus latus
Lineage: Eukaryota; Metazoa; Platyhelminthes; Cestoda; Diphyllobothriidea; Diphyllobothriidae
Source: the annotation of a GenBank genome assembly
AUGAAUACUCUUAGUACUCAUGCUAUUGAUUUUUUUCAGUUCGCCCUUCAACCUGUCAAUGUCCUCAGUCAAGGCGCCGAUGAAGAAAAGGCAGAAACUGCUCGUGUUUCUUCCUUCGUGGGUGCAAUCGCCAUAGGUGAUCUCGUCAAGAGCACACUUGGACCUAAAGGGAUGGACAAGAUUUUGAUGACAUCGGAAACUUUUGAAGUGACGAAUGAUGGAGCUACCAUCCUUAAGUCUAUUGGUGUCGAUAAUCCCGCUGCCAAAAUUCUUGUCGAGAUGAGCAAAGCGCAAGAUGACGAAGUCGGGGAUGGUACGACAUCGGUCACCGUUCUUGCCUCCGAACUACUUCGUGAGGGAGAACUGCUUAUUACGUCGAAGCUUCAUCCACAAACUGUUGUUGCGGGCUGGCGCGAGGCUUCCAGAAUUGCCCUCGAAGCACUAGAGCAAUCCGCCAACAACCACGCCGGGAACAUGGCCGAACUUCACAAUGACGAAGUUUUCAAGGCCCAGCUUUUGAAAAUCGCGCGAACGACUUUAAGCUCAAAACUUCUCACCCACCACAAGGAACAUUUUGCUAACCUCGCUGUUAAUGCAGUUCUCCGCCUAAAGGGUAGUGGAAGUCUAGAUGCCAUCCAGGUAAUUGAGGCUUUACUCUUAAGAUUUCUUCAGUCUAACUCCACUUUUUUCUGCAUAGUAAGCAUAGUGAGAGUUGAUUCGACUCAACUAAUUGAAUAA